UCUUCCGACGCGUCAGUCUCAUUCGGCUCUCCGCGGCACCGACGUCGCGACCUCCACACCCCAAUCACGCGCACGCCGCACCGCGAGCUAUACCCACGUCGCAUCACAACAUCAAAACACGACACGACCGCGUCUUAAAUAGUAUUCGAUUUCGCGGCGCGCAAAACGGCGCACGCUACACAAUAUUAUCGUUUUGCAAUACACACGUUUAUAUACUGUAAACGGGCGAUCGCGUCGACACCCUCAAACGCGCCGGAAAGAACUACUGCUGCUGCUGCUGCUACCGCGACUUUAAUCGCGACGUCAUGCACCCGCUGCACCCGCGGCGACUCGCCCCGCUGUCGGCGGCACUGUCGCUGCUGGUCGUCUCGGCCGUGUUGGCGGGUCGCGCUCGCCCGGCCGCCGCGCUCAAGUGCGACGGCGGCGACGUCAGCUUCGAACUGCUCACCGGGUACGCGGCCAGUCCGGCGGCCAAGCACGCGAUGCGCGAACAGUUGGCCCUGUUCACGUUGCCGCAGUGCAUAGACGCCUGCAGGUCGGACGACCAAUGCGCCGCCGUCACGUACGAGACCGGCGCCUGCGUGUCGUACGCCGCGGUGCCACAGAAGAACGCCAACUCGGAUUUUCCAUUGAAACGAUCGCAUUACCCAACACACACCGCAACAGUCGCUCGGAAAAUAUGUGUCCGGAAACCGAAGUCGUGUAAUCAACGGUCGUGGAGUUUCGAUACAAUUCACGGGGAACUGAAAGUUACUUCCAAACAACAUUUCAAAGCUAUUACACGGUCUGGUUGUAUGGACAAGUGUUUAAAUGAGAAGAGCUUCCAAUGCAGGUCCGUCAACUUCAACAAGGAGACCGGCGACUGUUACUUGAACGACGUGGACCAGUUCACCGUGUCCGGGCGCCCGCCGAUCAGCAACCGGUCGGCCGACGUCGUGGACUACAUGGAGUCCAACUGCGUGGUCGAGCAACCGAAGAUGUGCGACUUCGCCGAGGUCGGCGGUAAGCUGCUGAGGACGGUGGACGCCAUCUACGAGAACGUCGCCACCGCGGACCGGUGCAAGGAGAUCUGCCUGUCGUCCAAGGAGUUCCAGUGCCGUUCGUUCGACUACAACGAGACGGGCGUGAACGUGUGCCGCGUCUCGCACCACAGCACGUCCAGCCUGUCGCAGCAGCAGCUGGACCACCGCCCUUACCUGACGGUGGCCGGUGCCACCACUUACCAGAUGUCGUCGUGCUUCAGCGUGAAGAUCGACUGCCGCGGCGCGGACAUGGUCGCGUCUGUGCAUACCAACCGGCUGUUCGACGGCAAGGUGUACGCCAAGAACCGGCCGAAUUCUUGCGUCAAUGACGUGAAGAGCACGCUGGACUUCGACUUGAGGUUGGACUACCACAGCCCGAACUGCGACGUCCGGCAGGACCAACCCGGCAAGUUUUUCACCGAAAUCAUUAUCCAGCACCACGAUCAGAUCGUCACGGGCCAGGACAUUGGGCUGUCGGUGCGGUGUUCGUACGACCUACAAAAUCGGAGCGUGGGCCAGGGAAUUGAGCUGGCGAUGGCACCGGCCGUGGAAUCCGAUGACGACGUGGAGUCGGACGCGGCCGACAAAAACGGCGGCGGAGUCAGUGGCAACGGCGUAGAAGAAACGGCGUUUGUAAUCUCACCCACAGUGAUGAUGAGGAUCACGAACCGGGCGGGUGGUGAUAUACACGCUGCGCAGGUGGGUGACCCGCUCAGCCUCCGAUUCCACAUACUCGACGACCGUUCGCCGUACGAGAUAUUCGUCCGGGAGCUGAUCGCCCUGGACGGCGUGGACACCAGCGAGAUACUGCUCAUCGAUGCCGACGGUUGUCCCACGGAUCCGGCGAUCAUGGGACCGAUAUCGGCCGUAGACACGGGUGGUGGCGGCACCGUCAAGAUACUGGAGGCGCCGUUCGACGCAUUCAAGUUCCCCACGUCCGACAUCGUUCAGUUCAAGGCACUGGUCACGCCAUGUUUGCCAAAGUGCGAGCCCAUCAACUGCAACGUGGUGGGCCACAACGGGGCGGUCCGUCGGGCCGACUCCUUUGGAAGGCGGCGCCGCAGACGUAGCGUCGGCGGCGGCAACCAGACCGAAGAAGUGGUCUUCCAGGAGAUCCGCAUCGAGGACAAGUUCAAAUUCGAAGCUCAACGGGGCGAUCCCGGUCACGAGAUCAACUUCUCCGGCAGCAGUGGCACCGUCACCUCCACCAACGCCGCGGGCGACCAUCAGAACACAUACUGGAACACGUACGCGUUCGCCCUGGUGCUGGUCGCGUUCGUCGUGCUCCAGCUGUUCGUCAUAUUCGUGUGUUGGCUGUGCGUGACGUACAGGUCGCGGGGAAACCGCGAGGACGCCUCCAUUUACGAGUCGGCCAUCAGCGAGUACGCUUCCACCGUCCGGACACCGAUAUCCUGGGACAACAGUUAUUAUAAAUGAUUUUCGGCCGUUGGACCUAACCGAAUUACCGAUUAUACGGUAUAUCAUACAGUCGCACUGUAUCGCAUAUAUGUAUAUUAUUAUGUAUUAUAUAAAUAGGUAAAGCGUAUGCCACCGGUGACUGUGUCUCGGGCAGUCGAAACCACCGGAAACUCAUCCACACAUAGGUUACGCAAUAUUAUUAUGUCACAUAUCGAUGUAAAAUAUUAAAUUAAAUCGCACCAGCAGAUCCUAUUAGAUGUAUUAGUAGAGCCGGCGGUGAUCGGACUGUGCACCAUGGGCAGUGACGAGAUCAACACCGCACGGCAACGGCAUAAUACGUAAUUCGUCGUCUAUAUUAUAUACAUUAUAAUAUACUAUGCAUUAGGUAUAUCACAAAUUGUUGUAUAUUAUAAUAUUACUGUGGUUAUUAUAUUUUGGAAUUUUCUCGGUGGUUGAUAUCUGAUACGGAUAUAUAUACCCGCACGCUUUAUUACGAGUAUAUAUUAUCACAAUAUGAAUAAUAAUAAUUCAUACAGAUUAAGAUUUUUUUAUCACUUGAUGGGCGUGAUUAUUGUGCUUAUUCUCCCACUUGACUGCCCCCCCUUGCAGAAUAUACGCGGGAAAAAAAUUUCAUGACUCCCUCUCGACACUACGAUAUCAAAUUUUUUUCAUAUUUUUCUAAUUCAAUAUUCAAAAAUAAACAUAAUAUGAGUAAGAAGGCGUUUUGCACGUCUCGUACGAACGUAGGAAAUUUUGUAUUUGGUUUUGAAUUAGUAUUUAAAUAUUAUUCAAUUUUAUUAAAAAGCGUUCUCUUAAGUAGUUAAAUAGAUUUUCGAGUUACUUUUAUCUGAGUUAUUAUUAUUUAUUUGAAAAUAAUAAACUGCAGUAGUCGUGUGUACAGGGAUGAGUACUUUAUCCGUGUAAGUGUUAUUUAUUCCAUUUUUUAAUAAUGCAAAAUUUUUAUUACUAUCGUAAUAAUAUUAUUAGGUAGUUAUCUUAAUAAUUUCAUUAAAAACUUAAAAAAAACCCUCUGAGUUCUGAAUUAUUUAUUUUUACUUAUUUUGUAACACCAUUGCAGAUAUUAGCUACCUACAAAAUAUUAUAUAGGUUUCUAUUUUGGACUAAAUUGAAAUUUUUUCGUAAGUAUGAGUACGAGUAGGAUAAAAGUAGUUCUUAAUAAUAUUGCUCGAGAUAAUUUUUAUAAUAUAUAUUAGGCAUUUGCAUGAUAAAUGCCUGGCAUACUGUACUAAACCCACCUAAUAUAUUAACUAAAAACUAUUUGAUAAAUAUUGUUGAAAUAUUCGCAAACGAUAAAGCUGAGUUCUAGUUUCAUUUUAUACUUUUAUAAGACUAUAAUAUACUUAUUUACUAUGUAUUAAACUAGGUAUAAUUAUAUAUAACUUUUUUAAAUAAAUUUAUAUGUUUUAUGAAAUAAAUUCACAAACAAUAGUUUAAUCUAAUCUCCAAAAUAUUAGGUUUAGGCUUAUUAUAUUUAUUAUAAUUACGUAAACAAUACUCAGUUAAUUUAUUGAUUUUUAUCUAAUAUAAAAUAUACUUGUAAUAAUAAUACAAUCUACAUAAUAUCUAUAGUUCACUUAUAAAUUGUCAUAAGACAUAAACGGAUAUCAUUUAAGAUAAAAUUGUGAAAUAAUGGAUAAUUCAAUACGCAAAUACGUAUGAAACUAGUCAAUAAAUUAUUCAUAAAAAAUAGUUAGUGAAAAUCAUCAGAUCAACAUUUAUAUAAACUAUACUAUGACAAUCUAUAAUAUUAAAUGUUUUAUAAAAUCCUUUAAAACAAUCUAGUAGGGUUUUUAUUAUUUAUUUUAUUGUACUUAACUAUUAAUAAUUAUUGAUUUUGUAUUAUACAGAAUUAUUUUUUUGAAAUAUUUAAAUAAGAUUCAAGUAAUAAAUGGUAACACUUAUUUUAUAGUUUUAUGAAACUUAAUAUUAUAGAACUCAGUUUUAACGUAGAAAUGCUUUUAUUAUUGUCAAAAUUAACUACUACUAAAUCUAAUUUAUAGUUAGUCCUAGUUAUAGGUAUGCAUGUAUAAUUUAUUUAUUCAUUUAUUUAUGUAUUAAGAACAAUUAUCGAUGUCUAUAGAAUUGUAAAGUAUCUAUUUAAAUGGGUAGGUAUCUAUAUUAUUAAAUAAUAAUGAACUUUGUAUGGUUCGUGGUACCUAAAUUGGUUAAAUAUUUAAGGGUGAUAACUGAUAAUAAUUGAAUAUGGUGCUUAGUUUAUAACAAGUUUUAUUAUAUUAAUUAUCAAUGUUUAUAAAUGAUAAUAAUUUAAUUAAUUUAGCUAUUUUAUUGUAUUUAUCAUAUAAACUUAAACGGUUGUAUGUUAAAAUAUAAAGUAGAGGAUGACAUACAUUUUUUGAUGUAUAAAUAAAUUUAUAAAACAGGUACUUAGGCUUUUCUAUAUGUCGUUUGUAUAAUAAUAAAAGAUAUAAUUACAA
Rhopalosiphum padi (bird cherry-oat aphid) is the source of this 4897-nucleotide messenger RNA. RefSeq lists its product as uncharacterized. The coding region runs from base 306 to 2459 and encodes 717 amino acids. The transcript has 5 exons. The record is from RefSeq and is a predicted model, not a curated record. Lineage: Eukaryota; Metazoa; Arthropoda; Insecta; Hemiptera; Aphididae.